AUGUCUGUGUUAAGAGCAUUAGUUGUUUCUUUCAACCAUACUCUAAUUAAAAAAAUCGACGAAAACUAUGAACAAUCAAUAAUAAUACCGGUUAAUUAUAAUAGUAAUCAAUCAUUUUCUCCUUCAUUGUUCGAUGAUAAUCAACUAUUACCAGGACAAUCUCGAAUUGACUACAAAAUUCAUCAAGGUUUUACAUUGAAUGAAGAAAUACUCAUUAAAAAUGCAUUAGAAAUCAUUGCUAAUCGAUUAUUCAAACCAGAAAUCUUACAAAACAUGUAUAAUAUUUGUGGUACAUCAGGUGAAUUACUCGGAGCAAGAGUAUGGUCUCGUUCACAACUAGGAAAUGACAAAAACUAUCAUGGUAUGUAUGAUUUAUUACGUUUUCAAUUGAUGUGUCUCAAAAUAAAAAGUGAAAAUGAUCAAUGUCCCACUAUUCAUAUAUAUCCAAUGUAUGAAAAAAAUGAAACACAAGCUGAAGGAACUGUUGGAUGUAUUUCAUGUAUUUCACAUGGAUCAACAUUUUCAAUUGAAGGAAAUUUUCAAGUUAAAUUAAAUCGAUAUAAUCUUGAUGCAUUGAAUAAAAACGUUGAGAAUUUAGUAUAUUGGGCGGGAACUAUUGUACAUGAAAUGCUUCAUAAUUUAGGUCAUAAACAUAAAAAUAAUGAUUAUAGUAAUCAAUGGCAAAUUAAUAUAUUUGAAAAUUGUUUUAUUUAUAAUGGAAAUUAUUCAAUUUGA
Messenger RNA from Rotaria sordida, 735 nucleotides. NCBI's taxonomy places the organism in Eukaryota, Metazoa, Rotifera, Eurotatoria, Philodinida, Philodinidae. The record is from the annotation of a GenBank genome assembly.